CAAGUCCCCCCAAUAGAAACUGUGCCUGAUUUGUGGCCAAUGUUGGAGAUGUAAAAAAAGGGAGAGAGAAGAGGAGGGGGGAGGGAAAACACUAAAGGGGGUAGCUAUGGAGAUAGAGCGUUUUCCUGGCUGCUUUCUUUGACAGGUGUUGAGUGGGGUAAAAGUCUUAAAACAGAAUCCAGCAUGUACGCCAAAGGUAAAGGAGCUGUCGUCCCUUCCGAUAGUCAAGCGAGAGAAAAGUUAGCUUUAUAUGUGUAUGAGUACUUGCUGCACGUUGGCGCACAGAAAUCGGCACAGACCUUCCUGUCAGAGAUCCGAUGGGAGAAGAAUAUCACAUUAGGAGAGCCUCCUGGAUUCCUGCACUCAUGGUGGUGUGUAUUCUGGGAUCUGUACUGUGCUGCUCCGGAUCGACGGGAGACAUGUGAACAUUCCAGCGAGGCCAAAGCUUUCCACGACUAUAGUGCAGCAGCAGCUCCCAGUCCUGUGAUGGGCAACAUGCCACCCAACGAUGGCAUGCCAGGUGGACCCAUGCCUCCAGGCUUCUUUCAAGGUCCACCUGGAUCACAACCAUCUCCACACGCACAGCCCCCCCCACACAACCCCAACAACCCCAUGAUGGGUCCACACGGCCAGCCUUUCAUGUCUCCACGGUACCCAGGUGGACCCCGCCCAUCACUCCGCAUGCCAAAUCAGCCUCCAGGUGUAAUCCCAGGGUCACAGCCACUCCUGCCAAACAGUUUGGACCCCACCAGACCGCAAGGACAUCCAAACAUGGGCGGCCCGAUGAGGAUGAAUCCACCCAGAGUAAUGGGCGGCAUGGGCCCACAGAACUACGGCGGUGGAAUGAGACCUCCUCCGAACUCUCUCGGUGGUCCCGGUAUGCCUGGCAUGAACAUGGGUCCUGGUGGUCGAGGGCCGUGGCCUAACCCUAACACAAACUCCAUAGCAUACUCAUCUUCAUCACCAGGAAAUUAUGUGGGUCCUCCAGGAGGUGGUGGACCUCCAGGAACUCCCAUCAUGCCAAGCCCAGGAGACUCAACGAAUUCCAGUGAAAACAUCUACACAAUGAUGAAUCCCAUUGGCCCUGGUGGCAACAGACCGAAUUUCCCAAUGGGUCCUGGACCUGAUGGUCCAAUGGGUGGGAUGGGAUCGAUGGAGCCACACCAUAUGAAUGGAUCUUUAGGUUCAGGUGAUAUGGAUGGGUUGCCAAAGAACUCUCCGAACAACAUGGCAGGUAUGAACAACCCCCCAGGCACCCCACGGGAUGACGGGGAGAUGGCAGGCAACUUUUUAAACCCAUUCCAAAGUGAAAGUUAUUCACCCAACAUGACGAUGAGUGUGUGAUUUUCUUUGUUGUUUUAUUUUCAUUUUCAUUUUUUUGAACCCUUACCCCCCACCCCGCCUUCCCGACCUCUGCUGCGUCCGUUUUAUUUUAUUUUGUUCGAUCAUUACACCCACCCCCUUCCCAACCAUCACCCUCCAACACUCUGGGCUGGUGCGGUGGCGCCCCCUAGCGGGUCGGUACCGCCGCGGACCGAAGGACUCAUGGUAGAACCACCCAGUUCAAAGCUGGCGCGGUGACGUCGACUGGAAGAAAGCGAGCCUCGACUCAAAGGAAGAGCCUUCUCGCGGAGUCCACCUGCCUGCCGGGCUUCGUCACCGGUUCGGGACAUUGAGGGUCCUCGAUGGAACCACCGCGUGUGUGUGUGUGUGUGUGUGUGUGUGUGUGUGUGUGUGUGUGUGUGUGUGUAUAUUUGUGUGUGUGUGGGACUGUGCCAGGAGAUGUUAUCACGCUGCUCAUCAGCAUUGAGACUGGUGGCUUUAUUAUAAACCUGUUGAUUUUUCGUCGGCAUUUAAACGCUGAGGACGGAGGCGUCCGCUGUUUGAUUGCCGUGUACAUUUUGAAACCGGAAAUGGUGACACGAUAAAGGGCAGGAAUGGUCUCAUUACAAUAUAUUUGUAUAUUAUUGAUAAUAUUAUUGUUCUAAUUUUCAUAAUUGAUAUUGCUAUGAUGAUGUACUCAUAAUUUUAUCCUGUAAAGGGCACAUUUGUAUCUCAACAACAUCGAUGACAGAAUAAGCACACAUUCAGAAAUGCACAAUGACACUUCUGUUUACAUGAUGAUUUUAGGUAUUUGUCUAUAUGUUUUGUUUUAGUCGUUUUGUCAGAUGUCUCUCUUUACAUAUACCUCUGUUGUUAGAACUGAUGUCAUCACUACCAGAGAAACGUACCGAGAUGUACAACCUCAGUUUAGUGUCGAAGUGGCGUCUUAUUGAUUACGAUCACUGGCGUAAUACACCUGUAUGGCACUGUAUUUAAAAAAUGGGAAUACGCUUUAAAAAUGUUGCAUAUGUCAUCCUUUUCCGGGCCUCAGCAUGUAGCGUUCAAGGGUUACUGCCAUUGCAUUCACUGCCAUCGGUCCAUUUCAGCAUAGCAUAUUUCAUCCUCUUGCCAUGAUCACCAAAUUGGUCAAUCUCUAGAACGAACACAUGUGACCAUCUAUUCUAGAUAAAUUGCCGUCUAUAGUUGUGAUUUCUCCACUAUGUUUGCCAUUGUUUUUCAAAUGUUUUAGAAUAUUACCCCUGUGUUUGUAAAAGUAGUUGGAAUAAGCAGACUGCUCUUACAAGCACCCGUUUUCUUGUGCUCUAUAGUCCCAUGUCUGUAAAUAUAACGUUUUGGUCAUGGACCUUAUUGGUAUUUUCAAUACACUACUUGUCUGUGAA
Triplophysa rosa is the source of this 2723-nucleotide messenger RNA. RefSeq names its product single stranded DNA binding protein 4 (gene ssbp4). Gene Ontology annotation, biological process: positive regulation of transcription by RNA polymerase II. The record is from RefSeq and is a predicted model, not a curated record. Gene Ontology annotation, cellular component: nucleus. NCBI's taxonomy places the organism in Eukaryota, Metazoa, Chordata, Actinopteri, Cypriniformes, Nemacheilidae. Bases 184 to 1344 code for a protein of 386 amino acids. The transcript has 18 exons. Gene Ontology annotation, molecular function: single-stranded DNA binding; protein binding.